Phragmites australis (common reed) is the source of this 919-nucleotide messenger RNA. RefSeq lists its product as uncharacterized. The record is from RefSeq and is a predicted model, not a curated record. Gene Ontology annotation, biological process: negative regulation of translation; translation. The transcript has 5 exons. Bases 99 to 698 code for a protein of 199 amino acids. Gene Ontology annotation, molecular function: mRNA binding; structural constituent of ribosome. Gene Ontology annotation, cellular component: ribosome; mitochondrial large ribosomal subunit. Lineage: Eukaryota; Viridiplantae; Streptophyta; Magnoliopsida; Poales; Poaceae.
CCUAGAGUAAGAAAGAGCCGCACACUAGCGGCGGCGCCGUCCUCUCGACCACAUCUCCGCCGCCUCCUCCGAUCACCGUUCCACCACGGCGACUUGACAUGGCUGCGGCAGCGCCGGCCUUUACCGGCAACCUGAAGAAAGCACUUGCAGGUUUGAGAAGAAUCAAUUUGGAUGGGUUGCGAUGGCGUGUAUUUGACGCGAAGGGUCAGGUGCUUGGACGGUUGGCAUCCCAAAUAGCUGUUGUGCUUCAAGGCAAGGAUAAACCAACUUAUGCACCACAUGUGGAAAAUGGAGACAUGUGCAUUGUACUUAAUGCAAAGGAUAUCAGUGUUACAGGAAGAAAAAUGACCGAUAAGAUUUACUACUGGCAUACAGGGUAUAUUGGCCAUCUGAAGGAAAGAAGGCUCAAGGACCAGAUGGAAAAGGACCCAACUGAAGUCAUUCGCAAAGCUGUUCUGCGCAUGCUUCCCCGCAACAAAUUGCGUGAUGACAGGGAUCGUAAAUUGAGGAUAUUUUCUGAAAGUGAGCAUCCAUUCCAUGACCGCCCUCUUGAACCUUUUGUGAUGCCGCCACGACAAGUACGGGAGAUGCGCCCCCGUGCAAGGCGUGCAUUGAUAAGGGCCCAGAAAAAAGAGCAGGCAAACAGAGCCAAGGAUGAAGAACAUGCUAAGAAUGCCAAAGCUGAGGUCACUGCAUAGGCACCUCUGAUGUGUAUUUGCAUACCGCAAAUCUACCAGGUGCUGUUUUCGGAGUCUCUUCGUUUCUCUGGCAUGCACUGCCAUGCUGAAUAGGCACUAGAACCUGCAAACGAGCCAAAUUCAAAUCCGAAUUUAUUUUGAAUCUUACUGCUGCAUGUAACUCGAACCUUGUCUCAGCUGCUUCCUCUUAGGGAAUAAAAUUCUCAUCUGCUUUGUUUUUC